This is a messenger RNA of Effrenium voratum, 6748 nucleotides long. NCBI's taxonomy places the organism in Eukaryota, Dinophyceae, Suessiales, Symbiodiniaceae. The record is from the annotation of a GenBank genome assembly.
ACUGGGCACCUGUUUUUUCCCGGCGGCAUGGCGUCCUCAUGGCUCUCCAAAGCAGCGUCCAUGGCACAGGCCGCGCAGGAACGGGCGAAGGAGGCAGCAGAGAAGGCGGCCAAAGAAGCCGCCAAGUUCCGAGAUGAGGCCCAAGCGGCCGCCAGUGGCUUGGCCCAGGGCGCGGAGCGAUUCCUGCUUCCCGAAGCCAAAGCCAACCACCGGGAGCUGGUCUUUGAGGAGGGUCCCCUGGGCUUCGAGAUUGAGGGCGCCCGCGUCAUUGCUGUGGACGAUGAGGGCCAGGCCGCUCGCUUGGGCCUGCGGACGGGCGACGAGCUUCUGGCGGUGGAUGGCGAUGUCAUCCCAAGUCCUCCAGCAGAGGACACUCCUGAGGAGGGCGAUGCUCGGGUGAAGCGGCUGAUUCGGAAAUGGAUCAAGAACAAGCCGCGACCGGUCUCGUUGCGGUUCACCUUGCCCGUCCAAAGUAACGACGAGCCUGGAGGAUCGGAGAGGCCUGCAGUGGAGGAUACAGGUGUGAAGGCGCCAGAGCCCGACGCAGGCGAAGCGCAGGAUCUGGACGAGCUUGCCGCAGGCGAGCCUGCGGAUCCCGUCCAAGGCGUGGCAUGGCCAGAUGCGGCGGAGCUAGAUGAAGGCUCCGGCGAUGGAGAUGGCUGGGACCUGGACUUGGCUCCGCUGGACAUUGAAAGUGACAAGGAGGCCCCGGUCACCGCAAAUGGCAACGAGCCUUCGGGCGAGCAGGAGGCGGUGGAAGCAGCAACAGCGCUUGUGGAAGAGCUUCCGGACAUGUCAACGGAGGAAUUGCAGGUUCCGGACGCUCAAGAGGAAGCGGUUGAGGAGCCUGCUGAGCCUGCCGUUCUAGAACCAGAGGCGGCGGAAGCACCAGCCGUGAUGGAAGAGCUGGCUGACACGGCGGAGGAGACUUUGCAGGCCACAGAGAACGCAACAGAUGGAUGGGAUGACCUUCUCGGUGUGGAUGAGCAGGUUCCGAACGCUCAAGAGGAAGCGGUUGAGGAGCCUGCUGAGCCUGCCGUUCUAGAACCAGAGGCGGCGGAAGCACCAGCCGUGAUGGAAGAGCCGGCUGACACGGCGGAGGAGACUUUACAGGCCACAGAGAACGCAACAGUUGGAUGGGAUGACCUUCUCGGUUUGGAUGAGCAGGUUCCGAACGCUCAAGAGGAAGCGGUUGAGGAGCCUGCUGAGCCUGCCGUUCUAGAACCAGAGGCGGCGGAAGCACCAGCCGUGAUGGAGGAGCCGGCUGACACGGCGGAGGAGACUUUGCAGGCCACAGAGAACGCAACAGAUGGAUGGGAUGACCUUCUCGGUGUGGAUGAGCAGGUUCCGAACGCUCAAGAGGAAGCGGUUGAGGAGCCUGCUGAGCCUGCCGUUCUAGAACCAGAGGCGGCGGAAGCACCAGCCGUGAUGGAAGAGCCGGCUGACACGGCGGAGGAGACUUUGCAGGCGGCGGAAGCACCAGCCGUGAUGGAGGAGCCGGCUGACACGGCGGAGGAGACUUUGCAGGCAGUUUCCAAGCUGAUUUGGCUGACGCUGCUGGCAACUGCUGACCAGGUUCCGAGCGUUCAAGAGGAAGCGGUUGAGGCGAUUGAUGGCAAGGCUGGCAAGGCAGACGCAGCCGAGAAGGCGCCCCAGCAGUUCGGUGGAGCUUUCUACAGCAAAUUGCGCAUACGAGCAUGGGCCUACAAUCUGAUAGAUCCCGUUCACAGCCUCUCGUGGAGGAGGGAAUGGCUUCGAGAGUUCAACGCCCUGGGCUUCUGCUUGAGACCGCAGGCUGCCAAGCUUAUAGGUUCCUUCCUGGAGACUUGCGAUGACCCUGAAAAUGCGGUGGAAGCGCUGGUGUCUCGCACUAAGGCGCACCUGAACGCCAGCGCCUGUGCCUUUCAAUCAGUCAUCGAUGAGGAGGUGAUGAAGGCUGUCAUUACUGCAGCCGUGGAGGGAGUGCACCAGGAUCCUGACGUGGAGGUGCUGAAUGGUGAGCUUGAGGAAGUGCAGAUCUACAAUGCCCUGACUCAGUUGAAGCCCUUCGUCUUCAAUGACACCACCAAGGCAUGGGAUCCUUCCCCUAGAGAGCCCACACUCUUUGGAGCAGUGGCUUCAAAGUCCAAGAUCUACCAAGAUCGUUUCCGCAUCUUGCAGAACCGGCUGCUUUUGCAGGGCCAGUUUGUCACCGAGGGUCUUGGCGUGACGACAGUCGGGCCAGGGCAGAAGAUCCUCACUUCAGUGGCGUCCUUGGUGGGCAACCCCGGCCGCAAGCUGUCCUUCGGCCUGCUGAGGAGGGUGGAUUAUGAGCUGAAGGGUCAAUGGGUCCUUGAGGACAUGCACAAGGUGAUGCCCAUAGAGCUCGCGGUGCAGGAGUCGCCUCACUUGGUCACGGAUGCCUCCUUCGUUCUGGUCGAGGGUGAUGUGAUCAACGGCAUGUUCCGGGUCUGCCAGCUCCAUGCGCUGUCUGCCAUCCCUCGGCAGGUGAGCAUCGAGAAAGACCAGCUGCCCAGAGAGGUUUUGACUGCCUCACUGACAGAUGAGCAGCUCAAGAUGUUGGAGGUGCAGGAGCAGGUGAAAGAAGGGAUGUACGUGGUCCUCAGCGAGGUUCACUUGGACAGCGUCCAAAUCCUUGACAUGCUGGAGAUCCUCUUCCAAGGCUACGAAGCUGCCGGUCCGCCGGCUGGGUACAUCUUCAUGGGGAACUUCAGCUCCCGCGCCUUCGUCCCCACCGCUGCCGGAGUCCAGGCCUACCGUGAAGGAUUCGAUCGGCUCAAGUUCAUGAUGCGGAGCUUGGAGGCUCACGUCGCAAAGGGCACCCGCUUCGUCUUCAUCCCUGGGCCCAUGGACCCGGGGCCGCAGACGCUGCCCAAGCCUGCGCUGCCGGACUACCUCACCGCAGAUUUGGCCAAAAGCAUCCCCGGCGCGGUCAUGGCCACCAACCCGUGUCAUGUUCGGCACAUUAGCAAGGAGAUGGUGUUCUUUCGACACGACGUGUUGCGGCUACUCCGAAAACACGAGGCCGUGCCGCUGAUGCGGGACAGCCAGGUCUCCGGCUUCGACGAGCUCCUCCAGCGCGAGAGCGCGCGGUUCAUCCUUGACCAGGCCCACUUGCUGCCCUUGCCACUGGAGGAGAGCAAUAUCCUUUGGGAGCAUGACCAUGCGCUGCGACUCUAUCCACUGCCGCACGCGGUAUUCAUUGGAGGUGUCAUUCCCCAAUUUGAGUACAGCUACCAGGAGUGCAAGUUUGGCAGUGUUGGCCCUUUCAGCGCUGGCAGCUUCUACAGCUUCUACCCGGCACAGGCAGAGCUGGAGGUGUGCGACGUGCCAGACCGCGCAGGCAAGGCAGUUAGAAGGAAGGCAUCAGUAUCUCUUGCGAAGAGCUGCGAGACCACGCGUGUGGGUGAGCUAUGCUAUGAGGAGAUGUAUUUGGCCUACCACAAUGGCAUGGAGCCGGAUGCUCCCUCCGUGGAGGACCUCCAGAAUUUCUUUUAUGCCAAGCCGCCUCCGACGUAUCCCACCUUCCAAGGGGCGGAUGGCGGCAAGGACCGUGUGUGUCGUGGCUCGACUUGGAACGACAACAACCCCAAUAACUAUGUGGCUGUGUACUCAGAGUCUUUGGAUGACUGCAAGCUCAAAUGCAUGAGCUCCUACGGCUGCAAGGCGGUUGAGUUCUCGGUGGGCCGCUGUGAGCUGUGGCUCAAGGAGGUUCAGGCCACACGCAUCCUCAGGACCGGGUGCCUUCGCCUGGUGCAGAAACCUGACAAUCGUCAUUGCGAGCUGCCAGCGUGCCCUCCCUGCCGGACUGCUGUGGAAGGGGAGUCCUGCUAUGAGGACGUGAAGUGGGCAAAGGAGUCCGGCAUCUAUAGCAAUCCCGAGUGGUAUCCUGGCCUCACGCCAGCGUCCAGCUUCGAAGACUUUCAGCGGCUUCUCACUGCAGCAGGCACCACCACCUGCACCGAUGUGCCCUGUGGAUCGACGGUACCGAGCCCCACCACAACAACAACUACAACCACCACAACCACAACCACAACCACCACCACCACCACCACCACCACCACCACCACCACCACCACCACCACCACCACCACCACCACCACCACCACCACCACCACCACCACCACCACAACCACCACAACCACCACCACCACAACGACCACAAGUCCUGCAAUGACCACUAUGCCUGAGCAGCGCGGUUGUGAAAGUGUGUGGGAUGUCGUGGCCAGCGACCCUUGGUCCUCUGACACCUGUGGCAACCGGAUCACAUAUUUGAUCAACACAGGGAGUACAGAGCACGAUGCCAAGAAAACCAUCGCAGUGGACUAUUUGGUCUGCGACGCCUGCUGGCCUUGGCCAAAAUACAAGGGCUCUGAUGAUAAGCGGGUUUCCAAGAAGCGCGGCAUCGCACAACAGAACUGGAGGUUGAAUUCUGCUGGGCUCUCCUCCUUAGCACAAAGUAUGCAUUGGGGCUAUACGUGGCACCACACCACAGGCAACGGGCCCAGCCUCGGCGAUUGGGAGCUGCAUGGCCUGAACUUUGUGCCCAUGGUGUGGGGCGGCGAUGCCCACAUGGACAGGGCCGUGCAGGACGGCCUGCCCAGUGGAAAGAAGGCGGUCUUGGGAUUCAACGAGCCGAACUUCCCGGGGCAGGCGGACCUGCUGCCAGCUGCGGCGGCGCAGCUGUGGCCGCAGGUGGAGACGCUCGCACGGGACGCGGGCAUCGAUUACAUCGUGAGCCCCGCGGUGAACUUCGCAGACUACGACCCCAUCCUUUGGCUGCAGCACUUCUUCGGCAACUGCACUGGAUGCAAAGUUGAUGCGAUUGCGUUUCAUUCCUAUACUUGCUACGCUAGAUGGCUACGAGAACACCUCGAGAGGUACAAGGUUUUUGGGAAGAAGAUCUGGCUCACAGAGUUCGCCUGCAGUGACGCCAGCUCCUUGGAGCGCCUGCCUAUGAGCGGGCAGAUGGACUUCAUGAGGGAGGUGAUUCCUAUGCUGGAGCGCGACGACGACAUCGAGAUGUAUGCUUGGUUCAGCAUGUUUGAAGAUGACUGGGUGUAUCCCAUCGUGGACGGCAAGAAUGGAGAUGCCGGGCUCUUGCAGAGUGACGGCAAGCUUUCUCCGUUGGGCGAGCUCUAUGCGUCCUUCCUUGGGCCCGACAUGUUGGACGCACCUCCCAUAGUGACGGUGGCACCAGGGCCUACAUGUCGGACGGCGCAGGUGGACGAGGAUUGCUAUGACGCUGUGGAAUGGGCAAGGACGUCGGGGAUUUAUUCAAACCCCGAGUGGUACCAUGGUUUGACAGCUCAGUCUUCCUUCGAAGACUUCCAGAACUACUUCUAUGUGAAUCGGAUCAACGACGGCGUGUGCGGCUCUGCACCUUGUGUGCGGGUGACCGCGACCUCGUCCCCACUUUGCACCUCCCGCGGAAACUGCAGCGGCCACGGGGUGAACGUCUUUGGCGCGGACGGCUUUGAAGACGACGCCGCGGUUAAGCGGGCAGUGGACGAGCUGUUUCGCAAAGGAGUGCGCAACUUCAGGGUCAUCAACGUGGGAGCUUGGGCAGAUGCGGCACUCAACGCCAUCAAUGAUGCUGCGCAGGGAGGCCACGUGUCGCUGCAAAUCACCAGCCUCUUCUUCGAUUCGCCAUCCACCUGCUCGAGCCUGCCCAGCUGGAUGGACUUCUCGCUGGCCAACACGAAGCGGAGGCUUAGCGCGCUGACGCACAUCAGCCGCAUCAUCGUGCAGCUGGACACCUGCAGCAUUUGCCAGGAGUCAGCCCUGUACUGCAUCAAUCCCACCGAGCAGGGCUUCGGGCAGGACCUCGCGGCCGAGAGAGCCGCGGUCUUCAAGGACUUCGUGGAGCAGCGCUAUGGCUCGUUGAUCCAAGAGGCGCAUGAGGCGCUUCCAAGCAAGGUGGAGUUUGUGAUCCCGUUCCAGAACGAGCGCGCAACUCCAACUUCGAUGCUGGAGAGGCUCAUCGCAGAUUGGAUCCAGCCCCUGCGUGCCCAAGGCCGCAAGUUCUACUUGGAGGGCACCAUCUAUCCCUUUUGGACCUCUACGGAGCCGUUCUUCGCGGGCUUUGAGACCGGCACGGCGAGAAGGUACCUGGACCUGGCUGCCCAGCUCUCGCUGGAUGGCUUCCACGUCUCAGAGACGGGGUGGCCCCAGAGCUGCCCGCUGAACGCCAACUCCCGCCCGCCCUCGCUGGAGAAUAUGUGCCGGUAUUGGAACAACUCCCUUUACGAAGUCGAUGAUCUAGUGCAGGAGGUUGGAUCGCGUCUGACAGUGUAUCACUGGAAGAUGGGCCCAGCGAAUGAUGGCAGUUGCGGGGAGUCCACCUUUGGUCUCUUCACGAAGCAAGGGUCCUUUGUGUGCGACACCUCUGGCUUGGUGCAACUGAGCGCAUGACACAAGUUUCACAGGCGCGUUUGGAGGCACCGCAAGCACUUCCAAGCGAUCAUUCCCAAGUUCGCGAACGAAUUUGAGCAUGAAUCAAUGCGAGCCCAUGCGCAGGUUUGUCUAGGAUACAAUGAGCAUGGGAAAAUCUGUGGGCCCAAUCAAGGAGUCUGCGAGCUUAAGGUUUGCAGACCUUGAUGUAUCUCAAGAAUGAGGUACGGGUGACCCCAAAUUCGGCCACAAGGGGCUGACAUGUGGUCCCUUGAGGCUUGCACUGAAGCAGCGGUUCCAUGCGUGAAGUACUACAGGACAAAGCCAAGCAAACCUCGGAGGGCCGGCACGGCCA